AUGAACUUGAUACGACAGAAUGCAGUUCAGCAAAUUAAAAAUAUUUUUCGAUCUGUACCAGAAAUUCGAUCAGUGAUUGAAAAUCAAGUUGAUUUUGAUGAUAAAUUAUUUUCGUUAACACAAAUUGCAGUCCCUGUAUCGAGCCAAGAUAGUUUAUGCACACGGGCGGUCUUACAGAAAGAUCUUUUAUGUGUACAAAUAGAACCUCAAACAUUUAUUUCGACUGCUUUCAAACAUCUUGUUAAUAAUGCUAAAAAAUCUUCAUAUUAUGAUCCGUUUCGGUACAAAUGGUAUUUCGAUGAAUGGAGAAAAAUUCCGUGUUGGAAACAGCUGAAACCAACAGUCGGAAAUCAAGUCGUUGUAGAGUUUAGUUCACCAAAUAUUGCAAAACCAUUGCACGCAGGACAUCUGCGUUCAACAUUAUUAGGUAAUUUCAUAUCGAAUAUACAUGAUCGAUUUGGUUAUUUAUCAUAUCGUAUGAAUUAUCUUGGUGAUUGGGGCACACAAUAUGGUUUGUUAGCGGUUGGUUUUAAAAAAUUUGGUUCACAAGAAGAAUUGAAUAAACAAGCAUUAAAACAUUUGCUAGAUAUAUAUGUUAAAGCAAACAAAGACGAAGGAUUACACGAUGAAGCCAAGAAAUAUUUUUCAAAAAUGGAAAAUGGCGAUGAAGAAGCAUUAGAACUUUGGAAUGAUUUCCGUACCUUGUCAAUCGCAAACUUAGAAAGCAUAUAUAAGACGUUUGAUAUUGAAUUUGAUGAAUAUCAGUCUGAAUCUCAAUAUCGUUUAGAGGCAAAAAAUAUUAUAAAACAAUUAUCAAUAUUAGGCUUAUGUCAAAAAAGAGCUGAUGGUGCAAUGGAAGUCGUGAUACCAGCACAAUACAGUAGUCUUAAUCGUGAAGCGCGAUAUGUUGUACAAAAAUCAGAUGGUUCAACAUUGUAUAUUUCAAGGGAUAUGGAAGAUUUUUAUGUACCAUUUGGUCGUAUGACAAAUUUUCAAACACGAAAAGGAAAAUUUGAAUUAUUAUCAGAUGUAUUGAAUGAUGCAAGAGAACGUGCCAAUGACGGUUUAAAUCGUUUUCUAAUUCGAAAAGAGGGAGUUGAUCAGACAAAAGUAUCAGAAGUAAUAGGAAAAGCAUAUUUAAUAUUGACUGAUUUUUCACGGCCAAGACGAGCAGAUUAUUCAUUUUCUUGGAAUGACAUUGUAUCAAAAGAUAAUUCAGCAUUUAUUUUAUUAUACUGUCAUGCACGUCUAUGUAGUUUAGAAGCAGAAAAUAAAAUGAAUAUUGAUUAUUCAGCUGAUGCUAGUUUGUUAGUUGAUAUAAAAGAACAUCAAUUGAUACAAAUUCUAGCAAAAUAUGAAGAUGUUUUGUUUGAUGCUUAUCGUGCAUACGAACCACAUAAAAUUGUUCAUUAUCUCCUUUUCCUAGUUCGUUCAUCGACAAAUCUUGAAAAGGUUAAUGAAAGUGAUAAUAUUCUUGAGAUGAAAUGGUAUACUUCACUUGGCAAAUUGUAG
Messenger RNA from Didymodactylos carnosus, 1512 nucleotides. NCBI's taxonomy places the organism in Eukaryota, Metazoa, Rotifera, Eurotatoria, Philodinida, Philodinidae. The record is from the annotation of a GenBank genome assembly.